This is a messenger RNA of Dermatophagoides farinae (American house dust mite), 1061 nucleotides long. RefSeq names its product phospholysine phosphohistidine inorganic pyrophosphate phosphatase. Gene Ontology annotation, molecular function: inorganic diphosphate phosphatase activity; phosphatase activity. The record is from RefSeq and is a predicted model, not a curated record. Gene Ontology annotation, biological process: dephosphorylation. NCBI's taxonomy places the organism in Eukaryota, Metazoa, Arthropoda, Arachnida, Sarcoptiformes, Pyroglyphidae. Gene Ontology annotation, cellular component: cytosol; cytoplasm.
UGACAUUGAAUGAUGUCAUUUGAUUGAUUGAUCAUCAUAUAUUUACAUCAACACAUUAGUCAGUUUAGAGUUGUUGAAACGUUUUUGAAUGUCACCAACUUCAUUAUCCUCAUCAGCAGCCGUUACAUCAUCAUGGCUAUCGAAACCAAUCAAAGGAUUAUUAUUGGAUAUAACCGGUGUUCUAUAUGAAAGUGGAACCUCCGUUGCAAUACCUGGCUCAGUGGAAGCUAUUUCAAAAUUACGCCAUGCUGGCUUACCAUUUCGAUUGGUAACAAAUGAAACACAGAAAAUUACGCCAAAAAUAAUUGAAAAAUUGAAUAAUUUUGGCUAUGAUUUUCAAAAACAUGAGAUUAUUACACCCGGAAUGAUUUGUUGCAAAUAUCUCCAUGACAAUGGUCUUCGACCUCAUUUUCUAAUCACUCCAAAUCUUGAACCAGAAUUUGAUGGUUUAGAUCGUAGUGAUCCAAAUUGUGUGGUAAUAGGUGAUGCUGAUCGUUAUUUUACAUUCGAAUCAAUGAACACUUGUUUUCGGCUUUUAAUGUCAUUGAAAGAACGUGAAUUGAAUCGAAAAAAAAAUUUAUUAAUAUCAUUAGGACGAAACAAAUAUUAUCGUGAACGUAAUGAAUUAAAAAUGGAUCUUGGUGGUUUUACCGUUGCAUUGGAAUAUGCAUGUGAUCUAGAAGCGUUGAUCAUUGGUAAACCAUCGGCCGAAUAUUUUCAAACAGCCAUUCAAACAUUCAUUGAUCCAUCAUCAUCAUCAUCAUUAUUAUGUAAAGAUAAUAUCAUUAUGAUUGGUGAUGAUAUUAUUGGCGAUGUACAAGGUGCACAGAAUUUCGGUAUUCGUGGAAUAUUAGUUCGUACCGGUAAAUAUAUGCCAAUUAAUGAAAAUCAUCCAAUCGUUCGUCCGGAUGGCAUUGUCGAUAAUCUAGCCGCUGCCGUUGAUCAAGUUCUUCAACAUAAUCAAAACAAUUAGUCACUUUACACAACCACAAUUCCGAAUGAGAUAUAGGAAAUUUAUAGAAAUUUCAGGGAAAAAAUAAAAAUUUUAUUUUGUCAAUUUA